ACUGCGCACUGAUGGCGCACACCCUUACCGAAGCUCAGUCGCUAUUCGAUCGUUUUAGAACUGCAGCCUCUAGGUUUGGGCUGACAAUCAGUCUAAAGAAGACAGAAGUCAUGCUUCAAGCAGUGAACAUGUCAAAUUCCAAUCCACCAGUAAUUACCGCAGGUGAAACAGUGCUGACAGCCGUUGACAAAUUCUGCUACCUCGGGAGUAUUCUUGCAGCUGAUACAACAGCGGACUCCGACAUCAGUGCCCGCAUUGCAAGAGCUAGUUUCGCCUUCGGUCGACUGUCCAAGAGAGUAUGGGAUGAGCACGGCAUUCGGCUGGACACAAAGGUGGCAGUAUACAGGGCAGCCAUCCUCACAGUACUGUUGUAUGGAUCUGAGUCCUGGACUAUUUAUCGCCACCAGAUCGCCAAACUUGAUCAGUUCCAUAUGCGUUGUCUCCGUCGUAUUGCACAUGUUAAAUGGCAAGACAAGGUCUCAAAUACUGAGGUUCUCCAGACCUGUGGCAUCACUGGUAUCGAGGCCUUCCUGCUUGCUGCGCAGUUUCGCUGGUCUGGACAUGUUGUGCGCAUGGCAGAUUCACGCCUGCCGAAACAGGCAUUCUAUGGACAACUCCAGAGCGGCAUGCGCACUCAAGGAGGGCAACUAAAACGAUACAAGGACGGCCUCAAAGCCAAUUUGAAACAAUGCAACAUGGACCCUAAUGACUUUGAAGAAAUGGCUACAGACAGGACAUCAUGGCGAGCACAGUGCCAAACUGCCAUACACUUCUUUGAGCGCAGCCGCAUUGAUACUGCAGUAGACAAACGAAGACGCAGAAAGGACAAAGCCUUAACAUCUAGAAAACCUAGAACAACAUCUACCCAGUUUGUGUGCGACAUCUGUGGCCAGUCAUGUGCGUCAAGGAUUGGCGCAUUCUAUUCACAUUCUAGGACGCACCAACAAAUAUAACUGUGACGAGAUCUGUCGUGUCGACAGCUCAGGCCAAGACUUUCAAUGCUGACAUUACAAUUAGACAUUAAACCAUUUUGUAGAUUGUGUGUGUGUUCUUGUGGCACAUACUUGUAAUAGCAGAAUUACUUAUUAUUAUUUUUGUUAUGUUGUAGGUGGAUCAUAGCUCUAAAAAGUUGGAUAGCUGCAGGUCGGCCAUUGGCUUGAUAACAGUGGUUUAUGAAUAAAUCUUUCACCAACCAUUCACGUAUUUACUAACAAAACAGACCCAAAUCUUGUUCGGCCUGAUGCUCAACCUUGUACAGUCCACCAAAUGAUGACCACUGCAAAGUGAUAGGAAUCUGUAGUAAUCACAGCCUAUGUCUCAAGAUCAACAUGACAAUAACAGACCAUCUCUUAUCUUACUCUUAUCUAAAUGUUCAAUGUCACUGCCACAAAACAAAAAUCAUUGGAUGGAGUAUUGGAGUAUGUACUGUACAAUG
This is a messenger RNA of Paramisgurnus dabryanus, 1435 nucleotides long. Lineage: Eukaryota; Metazoa; Chordata; Actinopteri; Cypriniformes; Cobitidae. The record is from RefSeq and is a predicted model, not a curated record.